AUGCUUCCCAAGGACCUCGACUUCUUCAACUGUUUGUCCUCGGUGGGCGGCAUCGUAGGCUCCCGAGGACAGGGAAACUACAACGCAGGUAACACUUACAAGGACGCUCUGAUGCACAACCGUCGCGCCCACGGCCUCAAGGAUACAAGCAUCAACGUCGGUGUCGUGCUCGGCAUCGGCAUCACGGCCGAGCGCGGCGAGAUUCCGACUUACCUGGAAUCGGGCGCCAUGAUCGGUGUCCGCGAGAAAGAGCUGCUGGCCACUGUUCAAGCAGCCAUGGCCGACGAGCUCCCAGUCCAGUCGGUCGUCGGCCUCUCCACCGGCGGGUUGCCCAAGCAAAACGGCCACGAUGAGCCUUACUGGUUUGAGGACGGCCGCUUUGCGCACCUGCGCAUCUACGACACGCAGUCUUUUGCUGUGGUCAAUGAGUAUACGACGGCGGAGCUGCAGGCUGCGCUGGCGGCGGCCACGAGCUUGGCGAAGCCGUCGGAGUUGGUGUGCGGUGCCCUGAUGCGCAAGCUUGCCAAGGCGAUGUUGACCGAAAUCGAGGACCUGGAUUCGAGCAGACCCGUGAAUGCGUACGGCGUUGACAGUUUGGUGGCUGUCGAGGCGCGCGCCUGGGAUGUCAAGAGCGACGUCAGCGUGUCCGACAUUCUGAGCAACGUGCCCGUGUCGCAGUUGGCUGAGAUCAUUGCCGCAAAGAGUCAAUUGGUCAGUGCGAGCGUCAGGAACGUGGAGAACACAAAGGAUCUGUGGAAGAAUGUGGGAUACUGGUGA
This is a messenger RNA of Colletotrichum higginsianum IMI 349063, 777 nucleotides long. Its product is annotated as Beta-ketoacyl synthase domain-containing protein. The record is from RefSeq and is a predicted model, not a curated record. Gene Ontology annotation, molecular function: fatty acid synthase activity. Gene Ontology annotation, biological process: secondary metabolite biosynthetic process; fatty acid biosynthetic process. The transcript is spliced from 2 exons. Lineage: Eukaryota; Fungi; Ascomycota; Sordariomycetes; Glomerellales; Glomerellaceae. The coding region runs from base 1 to 777 and encodes 258 amino acids.